AUGAAUUUAUAUGAAUUUAAAGAUGAAAUAAUAGAGUGUAACAGUUUAAGUAAUACAUGUUUUGAAAUUGAUAAUUUUGAUAUUUUUGAGGGAGAUGAUUAUUCAUGUAACGAUAUUUUGAAAAAGAAAGAAAAAAUAAAAAAUAUUAGUAAUAAACUAAAUAAUUUAAAAGAGAAAGUUUGUAAAUCAACUGAAUAUUUAAAAUGUGUAGAAAUUUUAUUCAACUACGCCGGGAACAACUGUAUUUUAGAAAAAAAGAAAGAAAGUUUGAAAAAUGACAACUUAGAUGAUGACUUCUGUAAUUCAGAAAAAGAUAUAUUUUUUGAUGGUUAUAUUAACUAUUUUGAUUUCUUUCAUGUUGAAAAUUUUAACUUAUUUUUUGAUAAAUAUUUCUAUAUAAGCGCUGUGAAGAAAAAAAGAAACAUCAGUUAUAAUGAUGUUUUAAAAAAAAACCAGCAAUAUUUUGAAAAUUUUAGUAAUAGCAAAAUACAGUUAUCUCAACUUUUAGAUAGUAAUGAAGAUUAUAUAAAUUUGAAAAAUAUCAAAAAUAAAGAUAAUGGUUAUAGUAGUUAUGAAAAAAUAGGAAUUCAAGAAAUAGUAAAAUCAGAUGAUGUCUUUGAUGACUUUUUCAAAGAUUAUAAAAACUUAGGUGAUCAAGAUAUUACUUAUAACACUAAAAAGAAAAGCAUACAAAAGAGUAGUUAUGAUUUAUUUAAUAAGAGAAGAAAAUUAAAUGAAUAUACAAAUAGUUUUAAUACGAUAAUAGAAUCUGAAAAUUAUAAAAGUGAUUUUACUAAUUUAUCAUUAGAAAACAAAUUAAGAGAAGAGGAAAGAAACUAUAAAGAUUUCUUUGAAAAAGCAGUUGAAAAUAGUAAUAAAUGUAAUAUCCAAAGAAAAGUAAUUAUUUUUAAAAUAUCAAAUAUAUUAUUUGAAAAUAAUAAUAAGGAAAAAGACCAAAUGGUCUAUGAUGUGAAUAAACUAAAUGAUUUCAAUUUUCAUAACAAAAAAAAUAACAAAAAAAAAUUUAAUUAUGAUAAUUACAAUUUAAACAUGAAAAUGUAUUUUCCAGAAUACAACAAAUUUAUUUUAAAUAAAAGCAGUUUUGAAGAAAAUAAAGAGGAUAAAAAACUGAGUGAUAUUAAUUUUGAAAAAAAAAUUUUUUUUUUUUAUAAUAGCUUGCUGAAACUGUUUAUGCAUAUUAAUACACUAUUUAGAACAUGUAUAGAAUUAUUAAAAUAUAAUUUUUCAGAUUUAAGUUAUGAAAGUAAAGUGUUGUCAAAUGAUUCAAAGAAAUUAAUUAAAUUAAUUUAUCUAUUUCAAAAACAAGAGAAAUAUGUUAUCAGUUUUAGUAAAUAUAUUUUACAUAUGGCAAAAAAAUAUUUUUUAAAUAGUAAGUUAAUUUUAACCAACGAAAUUUCAAUCAUAAAAAAGUUAAUUAAAAUUCUUCUCAAAUGGAAAAAGAUAGAUUUUAAUAUUUUAAUUAAAUUUACUGAAUUAAAAAUAAAAGACGAAAACGUAUAUAAAGCAGAGAUUGUAAAUAAUAAUUUAGUGAAAUAUAAUUUUGAAUUAAGAAAAAUUUAUUUUUGUAAAUAUAAUAAUGACAUUGUAAUAUCGUUAAAAAAGAUAUUUCCUUUAUUUUUUCAUUCGGAUUAUUUUGAUAUAUGUAAAAAUCAAAAAUUAAUUUCUAUAAAUGAAAAAAUAAAAAAUAAUGAAAAUUUAAAAAAACAUUGUAACAUUAAAAUAGAACAAGAAAAUGAUAAAAAUACUUUUAUCUCAUUUAAAUCUAAUUUUGAUUUUUAUCUAAAUAACCUAAUAGAAGAAUGUGAAGAAUUUAAAAAUGUUGAGGAAGAAUAUUGUUUUCUAACAAAAGUUCAGGAUACCAAUUAUCUAAACUAUGAAAUGGAGUUAAAUAUUAAUCAAAUGAAAAUAAUAAGCUAUCUAAAUAGUAUUUUAAUAAAUGAAAUUAAUAAUAGUGAAGAUCUAAAAAUUAGAAUUAGUAGUAAGGAAGAAGAGAUUAAUAAUAUAUUUUCUGAUAUUAAGGAUAUAUAUAACUUUUUAUUAAAAAAGAAUAAAAAUGUACAAAAUAUAUCAAUUAAAGAAUGUUCUAAAAUAGACGAUAACUUUAAAAAUAAUUUGACGAAAUCCGAUUUAGAAAAUAAUGAUGAAAUUUAUUUAAACAAUGAACUUACAUAUGGUAAAGAUAUUAUAACAGAAAAUUCUAAAAGGAAUCCUAAAAAUUUUAAUUUUAAUUAUUUAAGUAGUAUUAAUGUCAAAGAAGGAAGUACAGAAAAUAAUAAGGAAUUGGAAAAAGAAAACUUUAUAAAAAAUUAUUAUUUAGCUUGUAACAAUCCUAAAAAAAGGAUGAGACAAAAUGAAAAUGAUGAAAUAAACAUAAAUUUCAAUAAAAAAAGUUAUAAUAACAUUAAUAAAAUAUAUAUUUUAAAAAAGAUGAUAAAAAAUAUAAUGAUUUUUCUAGAAGAAAAUAAUUUUAGUAGUUACGAGACAUCAGAACUAAAAAAUAGUAUAAUAAACGAUGAUUCAGAAAAAUAUUUGAAAGAAGAAAAAAAAAUAAAUGUUGAAUGCACUCAAUAUUUAGUAAAAGAAGAUAAGUUAAAUAUUUAUCUCAAUACGGAAUUGGAAAAAGAAAAAAAAAAAAAUCUUGAAUUUAGAGAAAAUUCAGAUGCAUACAGAAAAUUGGAGAAUCAACUGCGUAUGGAACUGGAUAAUGAGAAAAAAAUUAAUAUCGAAUUGAAUAUAAAAUUAGAGAAGGAAAAAGAAGCAAAUGAUGAGUUUAAUAAAUAUUUAGAAAGAGAAAAAAAAAUUAAUAGUGAAUUGAAUUCAGAAUUAGAAAAAGAAAAAAAAAUGAUUGGUGAAUUGAAUGUAGAAUUAGAAAAGGAAAAAAAUGUUAGUAUUGAAUUAAACACAGAACUAGAAAAAGAAAAAAAAAAACUAGAAAAAGAAAAAAAAAUGAAUGAUGAAUUAAAUUUAAAACUAGAAAAAGAAAAAAAAUGUAUUAGUGAAUUAAACUCAGAACUAGAAAAGGAAAAAAAAGUUAAUAAUGAAUUGAAUAUAGAAUUAGAAAAAGAAAAAAAGACAAAUAUCGAAUUUAAUGAACAUUUAGAAAGAGAAAAAAAAGUAAAUGCCUAUUUAGAUAUAGAAUUAAAAAAAAAAGAAGAUACUAAUAAUGAACUAAAUAUAGCAUUAGAAAAAGAAAAAAAAGAAAAUAGUAAAUUGAAUUAUGAAUUAGAAAAAGAAAAAAAAAUUAAUAGCGAAUUGAACACAGAACUGGAACAAGAAAAAAAAAUGAAUGAUGAAUUAACUUUAAAACUAGAAAAGAAAAAUAAAUUUGAUAGUGAAUUGAAUUUAGAAUUAGGAAAAGAAAAAAAAGUAAAUAGUGAAUUGAAUAUAGAAUUAGAAAAAGAAAAAAAAGUAAAUAGUGAAUUGAAUAUAGAAUUAGAAAAAGAAAAAAAUGUUAAUAGUGAAUUAAAUUUAGAAUUAGGAAAAGAAAAAAAAGUAAAUAGUGAAUUGAAUAUAGAAUUAGAAAAAGAAAAAAAAGUAAAUAGUGAAUUGAAUAUAGAAUUAGAAAAAGGAAAAAAUGUUAAUAGUGAAUUAAAUUUAGAAUUAGAAAAAGAAAAAAAAGUAAAUAGUGAAUUGAAUAUAGAAUUAGAAAAAGAAAAAAAUGUUAAUAGUGAAUUAAAUUUAGAAUUAGAAAAAGAAAAAAAUGUUAAUAGUGAAUUGAAUGCAGAAUUAGAAAAAGAAAAAAAUGUUAAUAGUGAAUUAAAUUUAGAAUUAGAAAAAGAAAAGAAAAAAAUCAAAGAACAAACUGAUAAAUUAAUAGAACAAGACAAAUUGAUUGAGGAAAUGAAAAAAAAAUUGGAGUUGGAUGAUAAGAAAAAUAGAGAUACUGAGUUAUUUAAUGAUGAAGCAAAUUUUAUUUCUUUAUCAAAAGAAAAGGAUGAAUUUAAUAUAAUAAAAGAAGAAGAGGAAUUUAAAAAAAAACAAGAUGAAGUAUUUGUAGAAAUCGAGGAAGUAAACAAAUUCGAAAAACUGUAUGAAAAGAAAAGUAACAGUGCUUUGAAAUCUAUUGAAGAAUAUAAUAAACUAUAUGAUUCAUAUAUUGAAAUAGUAUUAAAGAAAGAAAAUUUAGAAAAAGACUUUGAAGAAAAGAUGAACUAUUUUAAUAAAAAAAUGAGUCAUUUUGAUAAGAAAGUAAAAUAUUUUGAUGAAAAAAUAUUACAUUAUAAAAAAAUGUGUAAUAUUUAUGAAAAAAAUUCAGUAAAAGUAAAUAAAUUCAUUAAAACACUAGAAGGAUUCAUAAAAAGUGUUGAAAAAAGUGGUGAUAAGAUAAAUUUAAAUUUACAUAGAAAAUUAGACAAAAUAAAAAUUUCUUUAAAAGAAAUAAAUGAAAAUUCUAAAAGCAAAAUAAUAGAAACAGACAAUUUAUUAUUUGAUGAAAUUAUUAAUGAAAAAAAUAUUUUAUUAGAAAAGAUUGCAGAUAGUGAAAAAGAAAAACCAAUUUAUGAUAAUGAAAUGAGCGAUGAUUUAAAAAAGUAUAUGAUUGAAUUAAAUUUUAAAAGUAUCAAUGAAUUAUAUAUAUUUCAUUCAAAUAUGUUGGAAGAAUUAAGUUUAGUUAAAAAGAAUUGUAACCUAUUAGUAGAAGAAAAUAUAAUGAAAAAUAAGGAAUAUGAAAAUCAUAUUUUAAAAUUAAGUAAAUGUUUAAGCGAAAAAGAAAAAGAAAUUAAUGUAAUAAAUGAAAAUUGUAAAUCAUUACUAUUAGAAUUGGAUAACUUAAAAUAUAUUUUAAAUGAUUUACUAUCAUUUGGAGAGAAAAAGAUAUCUAAGCAUAAUAAUAUACAAAUAGAUAAUAUCUUAAGAAAAUAUGAAAAUAUUGAAAAAGCUAAAGUUUUAGAAAAAUACAACAUCAUGGAAAAAGAUUUAGAUGAAAAUAUUUUAAAACUUAAAGAUGGCCUUUUAGCAAAGGAUGGUAGCAUGUCAGAAGAUGAUAAUAUAUCAAAAGAUAAGAAUAAUAGUUUAGUAAAAUCAAGAAGAUCAUCAAAAAAUAAAAAUAAAGAUUUAAUAAAAGAUAACAAUUUAUCAUUACACGAAAAAAAAAAAGUAGAAGUAAUUAGACAAUAUGAUUUAAGAAGCAGUAGCAAAAAAAAAUAG
Messenger RNA from Plasmodium relictum, 5166 nucleotides. Its product is annotated as conserved Plasmodium protein, unknown function. The record is from RefSeq and is a predicted model, not a curated record. Bases 1 to 5166 code for a protein of 1721 amino acids. The transcript has a single exon. Gene Ontology annotation, molecular function: molecular adaptor activity. Lineage: Eukaryota; Apicomplexa; Aconoidasida; Haemosporida; Plasmodiidae. Gene Ontology annotation, biological process: signal transduction.